GAUCGUGGUCAUAAUCGGCGCAUGUGCCAUCCAUGAGCUACGGCAUCCACACCUAUAGAAAGCGACGUUCAAUUGUGGACAACGAUUUUUGCACACAGCACGUCGAUGCUUCACGCUUCGUAUAUGUCGACGCGCCGGCGAUUAUUCCGACGGCUGUGCGACUAUAAUGGUGGAAGGAGAUAACAGAACGUAAUGCGAAUAAGAUAACGGUGUCUUCGUCGCGGAGAAGGAGAUGGUUAUAAUGUACGCGUGAAGUUCAAAUACUUCGAGUCGGUAUUCCGUAUCGACAGUGCCUCGAAGACUGUAAGGAGACAGAAUUGUCGGUCAAUUGUCUGAAUAAUCUCACGGAUCGACUCUGCAGGAAAAUCCUUGCUCAAGAUUCCUGUGAUCAUUUGCAGAAUCAGUUCGACUUAUCGUGACUUUACCGAACUUGGCGGUGAUUAUGGACAGAACGCGACUUACGUACGUCACAACUGCUGCUGUGGGCGUUAGCACGGCAGUUUUUUUCAUCUGGUGGUGGUGGAAUAGAAAACAAAAGCCUCAGCCACCGUCAAAGUGGCGAAAAGUCGGAGAACUAAGUGAUAUGAUGGUGUUCCCGGUUAAAUCACUCGGUGCAGUUCGCAUGACAGAGAUGGAAUGCACCACGUUGGGACUGAAGUCCGGAUGGUUGAGGGAUCGAACACUGCUCGUUAUCGAUCUUGAGGGUCGAUUUCUUACCGCCAGACAGUUUCCCAAAAUGGUCAAUGUAUCGCCUAGUUUUUCCGGUUCCGUGCUUACGCUUCGUGCUCCAGGUAUGAUGUCGGUGUCGGUCGACCUUGCACAAUUCCGUGGUAAAGGUUUCCGAGUCGCUGUAUGGGGUCAAGCGGUACCGGCACGCGAUUGUGGUGAGGAAGUUGCCCGAUGGCUGUCGCGUUUUCUUUUUCAAGAAGAUACCGGAUGCCGGCUGGUUUAUUAUCCGUUAGAUCGACCAGUGAGAACAGUGCGACAGAGAAAUCUAAAAGUAUUUCCUUUACUACAAGAGACAGACUCGGGAGCUUAUCCAGAUGAAACAAGCUUCAGUAUGAUCAACGAAGCUUCAGUAGCAGAUCUUAAUACCCGACUAAACGAACCAGUCACGCCGCAGAAUUUUCGCAUGAAUUUCGUGGUCAAGGGUGCCACUGCUUUUGAAGAAGAUAAAUGGGAUUGGGUAAAGAUCGGGAACGUAAUUCUGAGAAACGUUAGACCCUGCACAAGAUGUAUUUUUACUACUAUAGAUCCGGAAACCGGCACAAAACAUGCUAAUGCGGAGCCUCUGAAAACUUUGAAAACUUAUAGACAGAUAACCGAUCCGCAAAUUCGACCUGCAAUUGGUGACAGUCCAGCUAUGGGAAUUCAUCUUGGAUUGCGAGGGCCAAACGGAAUAGUUCACUUAGGCGAUCCAAUUUAUGUGGGCAUCCCGGAAGAAGAAACAUCAUCUUUGGUUUCACCAUCAUAGCUAUACCGUUGGGACUCUUGCGAGAUUUCAGAACAUGAACUCGAUACAGAUUUAAUAAUCGAGGACCAAAACAUGUGAAAAGCGGAGUUCCAGAAUGAUGAAAUAUUGAUAGUUAUAUAGGGUGUCUCAGAAAUAAGGCCACAUUGGAAAUCAUAGAAUGGAUCAAGAACAAUAAAAUCUGAUAUCAUUUUGAGAUAUUUGCUGUAGUUUUCAAAUUAAAAAAGGAAACGUAUAAGCCAAUGUGCGAUGAUAAGCAAUAUGCGCCAGAUUGUCAAAUAUUAUACACAUACAGACACUCGACAUGCAUAAUUAUCCAUGAAUAGGCCAAUUUAAUGAAUGUGUGCAAAGUUGAUUUAUGUUAGCCAAAUCGUCUGAAGGUACCUUUAUACGAAUCUGGUCUACAAAUUCUAUCAAGGCCUAGUGAUCUUUAUCAAUUUUAUAUUAAUAUUUAUAUCAUACAGUAUUUGUCUAAUUUUUGUAAAAACUUUGUCAUAAGUACAUAAAUACGAUAGAGAACGUCAAUAAACGA
Messenger RNA from Trachymyrmex septentrionalis, 2003 nucleotides. RefSeq names its product mitochondrial amidoxime reducing component 2 (gene Marc). The coding region runs from base 443 to 1474 and encodes 343 amino acids. The record is from RefSeq and is a predicted model, not a curated record. Gene Ontology annotation, molecular function: molybdenum ion binding; pyridoxal phosphate binding; catalytic activity. NCBI's taxonomy places the organism in Eukaryota, Metazoa, Arthropoda, Insecta, Hymenoptera, Formicidae. The transcript is spliced from 5 exons.